AUGAAACACUCAAUUUCAUUUCUUAAAAUAUUAUUUCUAAGGUCAAUCCUAUACCAAAAUUGUAUAACUGACAAAGAGAAUGAUUGUAAAUCUUAAGAUUUUUAAAUUGCUGGAACAAUCGAAUCAAAUACUGGCAUAUGUGGCUCAGGUUCUAGAAAAACAUUUAUCGGGCCAUUUGGUAAUAAAACUUUAGUUACCUAUGAUCUUCCCUACCUUAUCCCCAACAAAAAUGUGGAACUUUCUUUUGGAAUAUGGAAGUUAGACUCUUGGGAUAAUGAAGGAUUUGAGAUUUGGAUAAAUAAUGUUCUAAUGGAGAAAUUAGUAGCAGGAAAUUAUGAUUAUCCCGAUGUAUGCAGAGAUCCAUAAUGGGGAGAUCACCUUUACUAUUUUUCCUAUCAAUUUUAACUAACAAAUACUCAUUUUACAUUAGAACUAAAGGACUUUUUAGACUAGGAAUUAAUUGAUGAAUCGUGGGGACUAAGGGACUUUGUUUUGUCACUUUCAUCUCUUUGUGUUAAUUUUUAUAGUGAAUGUAAUUAUUCUGGAGAAUUAUUCCAAAUAUGUAAAGGUGAUAAAACGACAAGAUCUACAAGCUUACCCUAUGAAAUAAAAUCUAUUAUGAUGGAUUGCGGCAUCAUUGUGAAAAUAAAAGAUCCAAACUAGUUUGGAGGAGCUUUGUAAGAGUAUUCGUCUCCAUAGCCCUGUAUAGGCGGCUAUAAGGUAUUCAUAUAAGAAUCAACUUUAGUUCCCAAAAUAUAUUCCAUAAUGAUUAAUAAAGAUAUAAAUACAUAUAACAUUUUGAUAUCUAAUUUCUUCACCCUUUGGAUAUAAAGCUUAAUACAUUUAAUUUAUAAGAUUAAAUAAAACUAAUUGGAUUAAUCUCCUGCAUUCCUGGUGCAAGGCCAAGGCUUAACGAUUUUUGGAUUAUUAUAAAUAAUUGUUUUGAAAAAUAACGGUUCUCAAAAAAGUUAUCCUUUAGAUCAAUUUUUCUUGAGUUUAAAGAAUAAUUUAAGUUAUAGUUUUGAUAAAGUUUUUUAAAAUAAUAAAGAAUUUAAGAUAAUUCAGAGGAAGGUAGACGAAAGGAAAGGAAGCAAUAACCUUAAGAUUUUAUAAUUGAUUGAAUAUGAGGUGUUUUCUGUUAUUAAUCUACCUCAUGUCCAAUAAAAGAAAUAGCAGAUUUUGUGGAGACAAGCCUAUAAUAAGGGCAAAUUUAUGGCAGGAAACACAAAAAUUAACUCUUACUAAUAAGAAAUUCUUAAAAUACUCAAGUUUAAAACUCUUAAGAAUAAUUAAAAGGUAAAUAUUAAUAUAUAUUUUUACCAAAUCUAAUUAGUGAAUUCAAAUUACAAAUUCAAUUUUUUUCACAGUUUUUCAAUUAUCAGGACCAUAAACAAUAUCUCCCCAUAAGAAAUAUUUGAUAAAUCUAACCUAUAUGGUUGGCAUGAUUAAUAAGCUGCUUUAUAAAAUCAUUAAAGUUCACUUGCUGUAAUUAAAUUCAAACUAUGUUUAUAUUAAUAAUCAUUAUCAAGAUGGAUUUUAGAGAAAUAAACCUUCAAAAGUUGUUUAAUAUGA
Paramecium tetraurelia is the source of this 1572-nucleotide messenger RNA. RefSeq lists its product as uncharacterized. The record is from RefSeq and is a predicted model, not a curated record. The transcript has 3 exons. NCBI's taxonomy places the organism in Eukaryota, Ciliophora, Oligohymenophorea, Peniculida, Parameciidae.